Messenger RNA from Entelurus aequoreus (snake pipefish), 1088 nucleotides. RefSeq names its product linkage group 06 C2orf68 homolog (gene lg06h2orf68). The record is from RefSeq and is a predicted model, not a curated record. The transcript is spliced from 4 exons. The coding region runs from base 73 to 567 and encodes 164 amino acids. NCBI's taxonomy places the organism in Eukaryota, Metazoa, Chordata, Actinopteri, Syngnathiformes, Syngnathidae.
GUCAAACUCCUGUUUGUCAUUUUGUGUUUACGCUUAAUUAUACUGUCAUCUUUGUGGACAGUGUCUGUUCAAAUGGACAUUUUAAGAGACGAUGAAAGUCAUGAGCUUAAGUACAAACGCGGGGGGCGUUUGGAUAUGAGCCAUGGCUUUUUGCACCAUAUCCGCAGGAACCAGAUUGCCAGAGAUGAUUAUGACAAGGAGGUGAAGUUAGCCACCGAGCUUCAGCGGCGGAGGUGCACCACAACUCCUCGACGCCCACGGAGACCUGACAUUCAGGUUUACCAUCCCCGACGACGGCACGAUUCCGAGCCGGGGGCCAGCGCCGAGGCGGAAGAGUGGAAUGAGAGUGGCUCAAGUACAGAGACGGAGACGCAGGGAAAUGAACUCUUCUGGCUUGACUAUCAGGCGGACUCGGGGACCAUCACGUCCGUCCUUGUGCACAAGGACGAUACACCAGCAAGGGUGGUAGAACAUGUCACUGAGAAGAACAUCCUGGAUUUAGCUAUGAGGGCAGCCCUGGAGGCCCGCAUUCGAACGGAGAUGGACAAAAGAAGAGAUAAACGCUGAGUUUGAAAUCAUACCAGAGUAGUUUCCGACACAAGCGAGGUAGGCAAAGGCCUGCCGGGAACGUAACCAUCCUGAUAAGCAGGAGCGCUGAAGACAGAGCUGGCGUGAGAAAGAACUGGAGUGUUGUAGUUCUGAUAUGCAGAGAUCAGAGCCAAACUCGAGUUGUGUUAACUGUGUUUCAACAAAGAACCUCAGCUAAAAUCAGUGAUGAAGGUUGACCGCUACCAUUCACUCACUAUAUCAAGUCGCCUCAUUGUUUACAUUGGAAAAAAAAAACAGUAUUCACGUUCAAGUGUUACCUCUAGUCAUCUAAUUUAUUCCUUUACUAUAUGUUUAAUUCUGGUAAGUUUUCUGUUGACAAGUGUGAUUUAAAAAACAAAUGGGUCUCAAAAACAUGUCCUUGGGCAUACUGCCAGAAAAUGUGAAUGUUCUUGAUGUAUUGAUAUGUUACAUAAAAUGAUAUCUUAUUGUGCACUUGAUAGACGUAAAGAUCAAAAGUUGGAUAUCACAUAUGGUCUUCA